UUAUAAUCCCCAAUCAAGGGCGUGGCAAACAGUGCAUUUAAAAGGAAGGGACCGACGACGGAAAUGCAAUUCGGUGGCGCGGCAGUAGGCCUCUAGUCUCUUCCACCGCCGUUUCUGUUCCGGUCACUUCUACUCCAAUUUCGAAUUUCCAUUUCAAUUAUCGUCUUCGAUUUCGAAUUUCCGUUUCAAUUACUUUCUUCACCCUUCCCACUAAUUCCCCUAAAAUCUAACGUUCGUUAAAAAAGUGUAAGCGUUCUCAGUUUUGCUUACUUUAUUCUAGUUUUUUCAUUCAGUGGUUAGGAAAUUUUUGAAAUGCUUUUAGCGAAUUGGUUAGGGUUUCUCUAGCUUUAAACAGGCACUGUUCUUCCCAUGUCUUUGUGUCGAAUUUGUUUACAUAAAUGUCAAAUAGUUUCAGAAGUGAUAAUCGAUAUCCCUUAAAGGCGGAGGAACUUAGAAACCUGCACAGAAAAGAGAAGCGCGUUUUACAAAGUUCUCAGUCCCUAAGCAUUCAAGCAGUCAAGAUGCAGAUACUAGAACAAUGUGAGAAGUCAUUAUCAGAAGCUCGGGCAGGAGAUAAGAAACGCAUUCAGAUUUUGGAAAAAGAGCUGCUGAACUGUUCUCAAGAAAUAGAUUAUCUUCAGGAUCAACUCAGUGCUAGGAAUGCAGAGGUGAACUAUCUGGAAGAGCGUGCUCACAACCUUGAAUUGAAAUUAGAGGGGAUGGAAGUUUUACAAGAUGAGGUUGUCAGAUUGAGGGAAGAGCUGAAACGAUUCAGUUCAAAGCAAUUUUCCUUGAUCCAGGAACUAGGUUAUAAAGAAAUAGAAUUAGAGAAGUCCGCUCUGUCCGUGGAGAAACUAGAGGACUCAAUUUCAUCAAUAGCGUUAGAGUCUCAACUUGAAGUAGAGAGCAUGAAGCUUGACAUGAUGGCCUUGGAACAGAGUCUUUUUGAGGCCAAGAAAAUCCAGGAAGAAACUUUGGAUGAAAAUAAUAAAUUGAGUAAAUCAAUUGAGGAGCUCCAGGUUGCAUUGCAGGAUGCCCAAAAAAUAAUUCUCUCUCUAAAUGAAGAGAAUAGAGAACUUAAAGAGAAGCUUGAUACUGCCAACAAAACCUCUAAAAUUUCUUCUCAAAAGGAUGAAUACUGGCAAGUAAAUAAGGACAGACCACUACGCAAGACUCAAUCUUCCUUGAGUAAACAAGGCAACAACUCCAGCAUAGAGAAGGACACAAGCACUUCUGAAGUACAUGGUCCACAUGUUGGAAGAUCUGUAAUCUUCUUCGAUCCAGCUGCAGAUUCGAAACGGGAGAUGGAGAGGUCACAACAGAUCCAAGAAUAUGAAUGUGUUAUCCAGAAGCUUAAGGAAGAAUUAAGAGAGGAAAAGUCGAGGGCUAAAGAAGAAGCAGAGGACUUAGUUCAGGAAAUGGCAGAGCUGAGAUACCGAUUGACUAGUUUGCUGGAGGAAGAAUGUAAGCGCCGUGCUUGCAUUGAACAUGCAUCCUUGCAAAGAAUUGCCGAGUUAGAGGCUCGGCUUCAAAGAAAGCCUAAUAAUUAAAACCCUAUAAGUGCUGCCUGUCUCCUCCCUCAAAUGUAGGCUGGGACUGUUCUGAUUCGUCCAGAUUCAGCAGUUGAUAAUGACCUCAAAGGGUUUAUGGUUGGGGAGAGCGUCCUGGCAAGAAAAUUGCUGUAUUCUGGACAGCAGCACAGUCCCUCUACCUUCUUGUGAAGUAAGAUUUAUUUAAGACGUCUUCUUAUGGUUUCUAUUGAAUCUGAAAGAACCAAAGUAAUAGAAGAACAGGGAUCGACCUGAAGUGACUAAGGAUACCUUUUUUCCAUUUUGUGUGUUUAGGGGGCAGGGAGGGGAGAAGAUAGGAUUGUAGGAAUUGUGCGUGAUCAAAGUAUGGAUUUAGUCGGCAUACAAUUUUUUAAUGAAUGAUUCUUGGCAUAAUUCAUUUAAGAUUGAUAAAAGUAAA
Vigna radiata var. radiata (mung bean) is the source of this 1968-nucleotide messenger RNA. RefSeq names its product cingulin-like protein 1. The coding region runs from base 399 to 1550 and encodes 383 amino acids. The transcript is spliced from 8 exons. NCBI's taxonomy places the organism in Eukaryota, Viridiplantae, Streptophyta, Magnoliopsida, Fabales, Fabaceae. The record is from RefSeq and is a predicted model, not a curated record.